Messenger RNA from Momordica charantia (bitter melon), 747 nucleotides. RefSeq names its product 17.8 kDa class I heat shock protein-like. NCBI's taxonomy places the organism in Eukaryota, Viridiplantae, Streptophyta, Magnoliopsida, Cucurbitales, Cucurbitaceae. The record is from RefSeq and is a predicted model, not a curated record.
UCGUUCGCGUAAUCGUCGUACUCGUACCCAUCUAGCGAGAUUCGAUUAGUACGAUUCCGAAACAGGAGAAAACGAUGUCGUUAAUCCCUAGUUUCUUCGGUGGCCGGAGGAGCAACGUGUUCGAUCCGUUCUCUCUGGACAUCUGGGAUCCGAUGGAAGGGUUAUUUCCGUUCACGGGGAAGGCGGCGUCCUCUGGCGGAGACGAGACGGCGGCGGUGGUGAAUACUCGGAUCGACUGGAGAGAGACGCCGGAGGCUCACAUAUUGAAGGCGGACCUGCCUGGGCUGAAGAAGGAGGAGGUGAAGGUGGAGGUGGAAGAGGGGCGGGUGCUGAAGAUCAGCGGAGAGAGGAGCAGAGAAGAGGAGGAGAAGAGCGACAAAUGGCACAGGGUGGAGCGGAGCGUCGGGAAGUUCAUGCGGCGGUUCCGGCUGCCGGAGAACGCCAAGAUGGAGGAGAUCAAGGCCAACAUGGAGAACGGAGUGCUGACGGUGAUGGUGCCCAAACAGGAGGAGAAGAAGCCCGAGGUCAAGGCCAUUGAAAUCGGCGGUUAAGUUUGUAUCUAUAAACCUGUGCUCUGUUCUGUGUUCUGUGUUCUGUGUUCUGCGCUUUAGUUUUGGUUCGUCAAAUAACAAGUACUCUCUUCCGCUGGAGUGAGUGCGGUUUGUAAGAAAUGUGAUCGUAUGUAUGAUACUUUCUGAAUUCACACUUAUAGAAUGUUUCAACAAAAUGAAAAGUAUMUCAAAAUUU